Vicugna pacos (alpaca) is the source of this 1362-nucleotide messenger RNA. RefSeq names its product SPATA31 subfamily F member 3 (gene SPATA31F3). The record is from RefSeq and is a predicted model, not a curated record. Lineage: Eukaryota; Metazoa; Chordata; Mammalia; Artiodactyla; Camelidae.
GAUGCAGUCUAGUGGUCUGGUUCUGUCCUCUGUGAGGCAGAGAUGACAGGUCUAGAAUUUGUAGGCAUUAAGUUCUAAGAUCCUGAAAGCCUAGGAAGCCUAGGAAGCCUAGGAAGAGUGAUGGCUCGUGAAGUUUAGAUUAUGUUGAACCCUACCUUUAUUCUGUGGGAUGUUGGAUAUCCCUUGUACACUUAUGGCUCCAUUAUCAUUAUUGCAUUAAUUAUUUGGCAAGUGAGAAAGACUCACCAAGAUUUAAGGUUGGGACCUAACAGGAGCUGCUGCCGGCGUCACCGGAAAGUCAAACAAAAGGCGAAAGAUAAAACAUCAAGAGCAAGGAGACUUUCCUGGAAAGAAGCUGAGAAGCCGUGGGAGCUGCUCUCUGUCAUGAGAAGCCAGGGCUGGCUUCCUCAGGAGGGGAGUGUGCGACGGCUCCUGUGUGCAGAUCCCUGCUGCCACAUCUGCAAUGCUGUGGCUCUGGAGAUUCAGCAGUUGCUGUCGGGUGAGACCACCCACACCACCCCAGCUUCAUCAGGGCCAUCUCAGGGAUCCUCUUGCUUAGAGAUUAUGUCCAUGUCUAGUCUCUCUUUUGAUCAGAGUCAGGAUUCUGUGCACUCCAAAGAGCUUUCACUUCCACCAGCAGCCUGCGCAGUGUCACAGCUAACACAUCAGAAAUCCUUAACCCAGUCAGUUGCUAAGACAGCUGCCAAGUCAGCCAGUGCAGUCAGCAUCCAUGAUUACUGGGCUGACCACCGGCAACUAAGGCAGGGAUUUCAAGGGCCAGAGGUGUCCUGGGAUGCCGAAGUUCUGUCUUCUUCAAGCCUUGAAGAGCAUAGGAUUCCUGUGAACCAGCAAGACAAGAAGAAGAGGAAUUCCGAAUGUGUCCCAGAGAAACAAGAAGCUGCUGAAGCUGGCUUGGGAGACAAGAUGAAGCACUUUACAAACCGGAUUCACCCGAAGGUGAAAGUUCAAGGGCAUAAGGAAUCCGUUCACCUCUCUAAGGAUGAGAAAGUGGCCAAAACCAAGACAAAAAAGGUUGAGAAGAGUCCACCACCCACCAAACGCCCUGUGAAGGGGGCUAAGUCGGAGAAGACAGCAGAGGAGGAGGGCAUGGCCUUCUUUGAUGCCCUCCAAUGCCUUGACAACGAGUUCCAGCAACGCUCCGUUCAGUCCAGCCAGUCCUGGACCCUGUGCCUUUCCCGCAACAGCUCAAAGCACUGUCCUCAGCUGACUUGUUCUACACAUUCAAAAAACCCACCCCAUGUCUCAACUCUUACCUCAGCAGAAGCCACUUGUCUACACAAGGAGAAUACCCAGUCCAGGAAAAAGGAGUUCACAGAUUCCUAAACUUCUGCAUCCUCCUGA